GUCGUUAACUAUAUUGCUUUAGUGAAGAAUAAUAUUGUAUACUGUACAUUGUAAUAUUUGUUAGUACAUAUUUAAUAUUAAAAUAAUUUAAAUUAAAUCAUGACUUCGUUAAUCCAAUCUAUAAUAUUUCGUCUUAAACUGGCACAAGUAAUUCUUUCUAUUGGAAGUAUUGUACCAGUGUUCGCCGAAAUAUCUGUUACAUUUUUCCAUUUUACUACAGAUUUCGUGUACCUAACAGUGUACAGUUACCUGGGAAUUGGUAUAAUCACUCUCGUGAGCUUAUGUAUAGCUGAACCAGUCUCCGAAAAAUUGAGCCUAUACUCGGCGUGCGUGGCAGUGGUCAUGCACUUGGUGUCGGCGGUUUUCACCAUCAAAGACGUUUUCGGUUACGAUGAGCUUUGGGGAUUGCGUCUCAUCAGCGGACUGUGCACCGGAGCGAAUGCUGUGGCCUACGGAUGGGAAGUGUUGUACACUACGAAAUUUAUACAUCACUGAUGACGCCGGACAAAGAAGAACGACGAUCGGUUAAAAAUGAAUAUACUUAUAAUGUUAUAGGUAUCUUUUUUUUUGUACUCUCCUAUACUAAAUUAUUUAAUUCUCCGUCGCCUUAUUACAUACGUAUAGCAUAAUUAUAUGUAAAUAAGACAGAAUAAGCGUCACUUUUGUAUUUGUACAGGUAUACCAAUAUAUAUAUACUAUUUCUAAUAUAAUUAUAAUAUUAUAAUGAUGUAAACA
This is a messenger RNA of Diuraphis noxia (Russian wheat aphid), 735 nucleotides long. RefSeq lists its product as uncharacterized. Lineage: Eukaryota; Metazoa; Arthropoda; Insecta; Hemiptera; Aphididae. The record is from RefSeq and is a predicted model, not a curated record.